This is a messenger RNA of Saccostrea cuccullata (small rock oyster), 1185 nucleotides long. RefSeq names its product autotransporter adhesin UpaG-like. Lineage: Eukaryota; Metazoa; Mollusca; Bivalvia; Ostreida; Ostreidae. The transcript has 2 exons. The record is from RefSeq and is a predicted model, not a curated record. Bases 1 to 1185 code for a protein of 394 amino acids.
AUGGGAGUAGUAACAUUGUGUGAGGGAGUGGUGUUAAUGGGAGUAGUAUUGUGUGAGGGAGUGGUGUCAAUGGGAGUAGUAACAUUGUGUGAGGGAGUGGUGACAGUGGUUAUAGUAACAUUGUGUGAGCGAGUGGUGUCAAUGGGAGUAGUAACAUUGUGUGAGCGAGUGGUGUCAAUGGGAGUAGUAACAUUGUGUGAGCGAGUGGUGACAGUGGUUAUAGUAACAUUGUGUGAGGGAGUGGUGACAGUGGUUGUAGUAACAUUGUGUGAACGAGUGUUGUCAAUGGGAGUAGUAACAUUGUGUGAGGGAGUGGUGUCAAUGGGAGUAGUAACAUUGUGUGAGGGAGUGGUGUCAAUGGGAGUAGUAACAUUGUGUGAGGGAGUGGUGACAGUGGUUAUAGUAACAUUGUGUGAGGGAGUGGUGUCAAUGGGAGUAGUAACAUUGUGUGAGGGAGUGGUGACAGUGGUUAUAGGAAACACCUCAGAACUUCACUCUGGUUCUACUCAAACUGAGGGAAACACCUCAGAACUUCACUCUGGUUCCACUCAAACUGAGGGAAACACCUCAGAACUUCACUCUGGUUCCACUCAAACUGAGGGAAAUACCUCAGAACUUCACUCUGGUUCCACUCAAACUGAGGGAAACACCUCAGAACUUCACUCUGGUUCCACUCAAACUGAGGGAAACACCUCAGAACUUCACUCUGGUUCCACUCAAACUGAGGGAAACACUUCAGAAAUUCACUCUGGUUCCACUCUAACUGAGGGAAACACCUCAGAACUUCACUCUGGUUCCACUCAAACUGAGGGAAACACCUCAGAACUUCACUCUGGUUCCACUCAAACUGAGGGAAACACCUCAGAACUUCACUCUGGUUCCACUCAAACUGAGGGAAAUACCUCAGAACUUCACUCUGGUUCCACUCAAACUGAGGGAAACACCUCAGAACUUCACUCUGGUUCCACUCAAACUGAGGGAAACACCUCAGAACUUCACUCUGGUUCCACUCAAACUGAGGGAAACACUUCAGAAAUUCACUCUGGUUCCACUCUAACUGAGGGAAACACCUCAGAACUUCACUCUGGUUCCACUCAAACUGAGGGAAACACUUCAGAAAUUCACUCUGGUUCUACUCAAACUGAGGGAAAUACCUCAGAACUUCUCUGGUUCCACUCAAACUGA